AAUUUCACACUAACUAUUGAGUUCAGGUGUGUGAUCUUUCAUUUUGUGGCUUCAUUGUGUUUGGUUUGCCUUUUGCUUGGUAGUUGUUGUGUCCUGCUGCUGCCGCCAUUAACGUCAACGUUUUAUCUGCACUUUUGGUCCUGCUCUCUGCAUCCUGAGGUCGCAUCGCAAAGCUCGCAAGCCCGAACGUGACAAAAAUGCCCACAGGAUCUCUUCAUGGUUCUAAGACCCCAACUGUACCCCACCCCACCCCCACUGAGGGUUCUGUAAAUACUUGUAUAAAGUCCAGCAGCAACACCCACAAACACACAACCACACCAACACACAAACCCACACUGGCUGCAGAUCCCAAGUCGUCAUUCUUCAGUGAUGCCUCAUCGUCUCCACACGGGUUGACUCACACGCCGGGUCCUCUUUAAAAAGCCGCUGCAGCUCCGAGUCGAGACUACAGUCUCACUCUACUACUACCGGACUUGACUGGGUGUGGGUAUUUUUUCGGGGGGGGUCUAACUUCAAGAAUGGGGCACACCACACUCGUGCUGCUUGCGGUGCUCUUAUACAUUGGCUCCCUCUUCUGUACGGUGGUGCAGUGGGCGGAACUGAACGAAGCAAAGGCCUAUUUGAAGGAGUACGGAUACCUGAAUGAGCCCACGGACCCCCAGGACCCAAACCACCUGGAGGAGGUCAUUGAAGCUCUCAGGGUCUUCCAAAGGGUGAAUGAUCUUCCCUCUAGUGGAGAGUUGGAUGAAGCCACCUUGGAGAUGAUGAGGAAGCCCCGCUGUGGCUUGGAGGACAACUUCAACAAGAAGCACCACAAAUACAGAGUGAUUGGUCGCUGGAGAAAGAAGACUCUGACCUACCGCAUAUACAACUACACACCUGACAUGAAGAAGACGCAGGUGAAAACAGCCAUCCAUGAGGCCUUCAAGUACUGGAGUGAUGUGACCGAUUUGACCUUCAGAGAGGUCGACUACGGCAGGGGGGACAUCAGGAUCUCCUUUCAUAAACGAGACGGCUCCUGUCCCGUCCCUUUUGAUGGCCGCGGUCGGGUAUUGGCCCACGCGGAAGCACCGGAAGUCGGAAUAGUCCAUUUCGAUGACGAUGAGUGGUGGACGGAGGGGUCGUACUACGGCUCUAAUUUACGUAUCGUGGCAGCUCAUGAAAUCGGCCACGCUCUCGGGCUGGGUCAUUCCCAGUUUAGAAGUGCGCUGAUGGCUCCGGUUUAUAUUGGUUACCGUGGCAACUUCAAGCUGCAUUUUGAUGACGUGCACGGCAUCCAGGCACUAUAUGGCACACACACCACCAGCAGUACUCCAUCCGGUCCAACAACAGCAGAUACCGUAUUUCCUACUGAAGGAAGCGGUAGCACCAACAGCCCCCCCGACCCGUGCACCGCCAUGCUGGAUGCUAUCAUGCUAGGUCCUUGGAAGAAAACGUUUGCUUUCAGUGGAAACUACAUGUGGACCAUCACCGACUUUGGACACAACACACCAAUGAAGAUAAACACGCUGUGGAGAGAGCUCCCCGGGAACUUGAACGCAGCAGUGCACUCUCCAAGAACCAAUAAGACUUACUUUCUUAAAGGUGAUAAAGUGUGGAGGUACACUGGAUUUGUGUUGGAUUAUGGCUACCCUAAGAAGGUGCAGCGUAUUCCUCCAAAUAUUGAUGCAGCUUUGUAUUUGGAGAAGAACAAGAAGCUCAUCUUCAUUAAGGGAUCGAACUUCUGGCAGUGGGAUGAACUGAAGUACAACAUAUUAGCUCACCAGCCAAGACCGCUCUUCAUGCUCUUCACUGGGGUGCCGUCCAGCCCGGACGCAGCCUUCACUUGGACUAACGGGAAGGUGUUCUUCUUCAGGGGAGAUGACUACUGGCGCGUCAAUGAGCUGCUGGCUGUGGACAGAGGAUACCCGCUUAGUAAGAAAGAGCGCUGGAUGCGAUGCUAAGGAAUGGCCACAAGGGGGCAGCAGAUAACAGAGGGCGAUGGCUGCAGUUGGAUUGUCCUUCAAUUGACACAAACCUGCAGCUCAUUGGGAUGUUUUGUGAUGAUUAUGUAAGGUUUUGAAUGAUCUCAUGGAGAAAUUUAUGUGAGGAGUUUGUUUUUUUUUAUCUCAAACAUAUGUGUUGCAUUACGAGUCUUGAUGCUUAAAGGAGCACGUAACCCGAUCAUGGGAGUAUGCUCUUUUUGCUGGUUUGAUCUGCACUUCUAUUGUGCAAUUAUUCCCACUAUGUCGCUACAAAACAGCACACACUGUAUUUCUAUGUGCUGAUAUUUUGCACAAUUAAAUAAAAAGCAAUGCCAGCAGCAAA
Messenger RNA from Doryrhamphus excisus (bluestripe pipefish), 2307 nucleotides. The record is from RefSeq and is a predicted model, not a curated record. NCBI's taxonomy places the organism in Eukaryota, Metazoa, Chordata, Actinopteri, Syngnathiformes, Syngnathidae.